Cordyceps militaris CM01 is the source of this 2139-nucleotide messenger RNA. Its product is annotated as tRNA methyltransferase subunit GCD14, putative. Lineage: Eukaryota; Fungi; Ascomycota; Sordariomycetes; Hypocreales; Cordycipitaceae. Gene Ontology annotation, cellular component: spliceosomal complex; tRNA (m1A) methyltransferase complex; nucleus. Gene Ontology annotation, biological process: spliceosomal snRNP assembly; tRNA methylation. The record is from RefSeq and is a predicted model, not a curated record. The transcript is spliced from 5 exons. Bases 1 to 2139 code for a protein of 712 amino acids.
AUGGAGUUCUCAGUGUCUCCUUUUCUAGAGCCCGGCGAGCGCACCAAAGCCGGCUCCCUUGCCAUUGUCAGCUUGGCGCGUGAUGACUUUGACCCUCUUCUCCUCGAAAAGUCUUCUGGCGCAGUCGACGGAUACGCAGAGGGAGCAACGUUAAACACAAGAUUCGGCUCGUUUCCGCACUCGACGCUCCUAGACAUACCCUGGGGCUCGCAAGUUCGCGCAUCGGCAGUCGAUACCGGAUCACGAGGUCGCAAACGACGCUUAGAGACCACCGACGACGACACACCGGCCGCAAGCCAAGACGAGAACAGCAAGGCACCGGUGAUAAGAGCCACUCUGGCCAGCAGUGGCUUCAUUUAUAUCCUGCGACCAUCUCCCGAGCUCUGGACGAGCAGCUUGCCGCAUCGAACCCAAGUUGUCUAUACACCCGACUACAGCUACAUCCUGCAACGGAUACGAGCUCGACCCGGCACCAGAAUAAUAGAGGCCGGCGCCGGAAGCGGCAGCUUCUCGCAUGCUUCGGCACGAGCAGUGUAUAAUGGCUACCCCAAAGACGAGACCGAUACAAGGGGCAAAGUAUUUAGCUUUGAGUUCAACGAGGACCGAUUCCACAAGAUGGCCGAGGAGAUUGAAAGCCAUUUCCUGACGGGCAUUGUGCAAAUACAACACCGAGAUGUAUAUAGAGACGGAUUCUUGGUGGACGGAAAAUCACCAAAUGCGACAGCGAUUUUUCUCGAUUUGCCAGCCCCGUGGAAAGCUCUCCAGCAUCUCUCACGGCGCGGCGGCGCCUCACCUCUGGACCCCAAGCAGUCGGUCCAUAUCUGCACAUUUUCACCUUGCAUUGAGCAAGUAUCAAGAACAGUCACUGAGCUGCGAACGCUAGGAUGGACUGACGUCGACAUGGUCGAGAUUUCACAGCGCCGCCUCAACGUCACUCGUGAGCGGGUCGGCGUCAAUAUGCCCAACGAGCGCGGCAACACCCAAACACCGGCCGACGUGCUCGAAGCCGUGACCAAGCUGCGAAAAGUAAACCAACAAAAUCAGAAAUUCCAAAAAGCGCAACUUGCUCAACACACUAAAACUCCCACCGACCCGAUGGACCUUGACUCAUCCGGUGCGGCAUCGGAGGAGACGCCCCCGUUUGACGGCAAGGACAAGGACGACCAGGACAAACCCUGGAUGCAAGGGCGACUCAUUCACCGCUCCGAGAGCGAUCUUAAGACGCAUACGUCGUACCUGGUCUUUGCGGUGCUGCCGCCGGAAUGGACCGACGAGGACGAGGCCAAGGCGUUGGCCAAGUGGCCGUGCGGCCAGGAGAGCAAGGUGAUUGGCAACGUGGACAAGGAGUCGCGCAAACGUGAAAAGAGGGAGAUGCUGGCGUCGCGGACCAAGAAGCGCAAGGUCAAGGGCAAACAGCUUGACGCGCAGACUGAGAAACACUUCGGGGAGGUUAUCAACAUGCAACUGCUGGUACCUCGGUUGGUGAACAUGCCAACAGAAAUUACACCUGGUCGCUUCCUCCAGCAGCGGCCCGCCCACCCCACCGGAAAUCGGAUAAACUCUGGUGGUGGCACGUCAAAUUUCAAGCUCCAGCCAGCCCAGACGAUCAUCCUGCAUUUUGUAUUCUUUUUCCCCCCACGUCACCGUCCUACACAACCCGACGACACACCGCCCAGCAUGACUUCGACAAUUGGUAUUCCUAUCAAGCUCCUGAACGAGGCUCAGCACUUCUACAGGGGCAUAUCAUUACUCUCGAGAUUACAUCUGGCCAGACGUACCGCGGCAAGCUUCUUGAAGGUGCGAUUCCCCUCCCGCACCCGACCUGCUCACUACAUGGUGGCCACCCAGUUGGCACGAAACCGAGAGAGCACCGUUACUAACUCUGCAUGUCGUGUAGCGGAAGAUAAUAUGAAUGUCCAGCUCAAGGACAUCACCGUGACGGCGCGCGACGGCCGCGUCUCCCACCUCGACCAGGUCUACAUCCGCGGCUCCCACGUGCGCUUCUUCAUCGUCCCCGACAUGCUCCGCAACGCGCCCAUGUUCCGCAGCAGCAACCUACGCGGCCGCGGUGUCGGCAUGGCCCGUGGCCGUGCCACCGUCAGCCGUGCCCGCGCCGGCGGUCGCGGUGGCGCUCGGUAA